CAGUGAUAAUAAUUCAUGCUCUCUCUCUCUCUCUCUCUCUCUCUCUCUCUACCCCUCCCAUUAGUUUCAAAUCCGAUCCGAGGCUAUGCGUGCGCGCCCGCGCGCGCGCCUGGUGCCUGUGUGUCGGAGAUUGUCACACUGUCCAGCGAACAGUGCUGCGGCCGCGCGGAGCGUCGCGAGCAAACGCCACCACAGAGCCGAGCGCGAGACCCGGCGCGGGGAAGCUCAACGCCAAGAGCAGAGGACAAGGCGGUGCAGGGGGUACAGAGUGAAGAGCCGCGUCCUCUCGGUCCGUGUGCGUCCAUGGCGGCCAAGCUGAACCCGAACACACUGUACGUGCGCGAGCCGGAGCGCGCCGACGCGGGAGACGAGUCAUCAGACAGCGACGGGGAGCCGGAGGAGAGCUCACACAAACUCAUCCGCAAAGUGUCCACCUCAGGCCAGAUCCGCGCCAAGAAGAGUGUGAAGGAGGGCAUCCUGUUGAAGCAGACCAGCUCUUUUCAGAGAUGGAAGAGGAGGUACUUCAAACUAAGAGGCAGGACUCUCUACUAUGCCAAGGACUCAAAGUCCCUUAUAUUUGAUGAGGUCGACCUUUCUGAUGCCAGCGUGGCAGAAACAAGCACCAAGAACAUAAACAACAGCUUUACAGUGAUCACUCCUUUCCGUAAGCUGAUGCUAUGUGCAGAGAGCAGGAAGGAGAUGGAGGAUUGGAUCAGUGCUCUGAAGUCUGUACAGAAAUGGGAGACAUAUGAGGCCAGUCAGUUUAAUAUGGAACACUUCUCCGGGAUGCAUAAUUGGUAUGCGUGCUCUCAUGCUCGCCCUACAUUCUGUAACGUCUGUCGGGAGGCACUGCCAGGAGUCACCUCUCACGGCCUGUCCUGUGAAGUGUGUAAGUUUAAAGCUCAUAAACGCUGUGCUGUCCGAUCCACUAACACCUGUAAGUGGACCACGCUGGCUUCUAUAGGAAAUGACAUCAUCGAGGAUGAAGAUGGGGUGUCCAUGCCUCACCAGUGGCUGGAGGGGAACCUGCCGGUCAGUGCUAAGUGUGUGGUGUGUGAUCGGACAUGCGGCAGUGUGCGCAGGCUGCAGGACUGGCGCUGUCUCUGGUGCAAAGCCAUCGUACACAGUAGCUGUAAGGAGCAGUUGGGGAAGGUGUGUCCUCUGGGUCAGUGUAAAGUGUCCAUCAUUCCUCCCACAGCUCUCAACAGCAUUGAUUCAGAUGGGUUCUGGAAAGCCACAAGUCCAUCCUGCUCCAGUCCUCUGCUGGUGUUGGUGAACAGUAAGAGUGGCGAUAACCAGGGUGUGAAGUUCCUGCGCAAGUUCAAACAGCUGCUCAACCCUGCACAGGUCUUUGACCUCAUGAAUGGAGGACCACAGCUGGGACUACGCCUAUUCCAGAAGUUUGUGACAUUUCGUAUCCUGGUGUGUGGAGGUGAUGGCAGUGUCGGUUGGGUUCUGUCUGAACUGGAUAAACUAGGACUGCACAAGCAGUGCCAGUUGGGCGUGCUUCCCUUGGGCACAGGAAAUGACCUGGCACGGGUGCUGGGUUGGGGGGGGUUGUGUGAUGAUGAUGCACAGCUGCUGCAGAUCCUGGAGAAACUGGAGAGAGCUACCACCAAGAUGUUGGACAGAUGGAGUGUAAUGACUUAUGAAGUUCCCACCAAAACUGCACCUGUUAUUGUUAAAGAUGACGAUCCACCGGAUUCUCCACUCCAGAUUACUCAUUAUGCUGACUCUGUCGCCUCUCAUCUGACAAAAAUCUUGGACUCGGACAAACACAGUGAUGUCAUAUCCUCUGCUAAGUUUUUGUGUGGGACGGUCAAUGAGUUUGUAGCUGAGGUUGGAAAAGCCUAUGAGAAAGCCACUGAAAACAAGGAGGAGGCUGAUGCUAUGGCUAAAAAGUGUGCCAUGCUGAAUGAAAAGCUGGACUCUCUGGUGCGGGCACUGAGCGAGGAGGCUGAUGCUCAGCUAGUGCCUGCAGGCUCCCAGUCUCCUGAACAGGAGAGCGAGUCGAGCACCCCGAAUGCCCCCAGUGUCCCCAGACCCUUCAGAUCCAAAGAGCAGCUGAUGCUGAGAGCCAACAGCCUGAAGAAAGCACUGCGGCAGAUCAUAGAGCAGGCAGAGAAAGUGGUGGAUGAGCAGAACAGACACACUCAGGUGCAGAGGAUGUCUUCGUCCUCUUCAAUAAAAAGAGGCAGCAGCGAGGACCUCAAGGAGGCAGAGCCACGUCAAAGUGCCCUGAGUUCCACCACCCCCAUAGUGCUGGAGAAAGCAGACAGCUGCAACAGCACCACAGCUUUUACUGAGGAGCAAUGCACAGAGAAGUGUGUGAUGAAUAACUACUUUGGAAUUGGCCUGGACGCCAAAAUCUCUCUGGAGUUCAACAACAAGAGGGAUGAGCAUCCUAAGAAGUGCAGCAGUCGCACGAAAAACAUGAUGUGGUACGGCGUCCUGGGGACCAAAGAGCUUGUUCAGAAAACCUACAAGAACCUGGAACAAAGAGUGCAGCUGGAGUGUGAUGGUGUGCCCAUGUCUUUGCCCAGCCUGCAGGGUCUGGCUGUGCUCAACAUCCCUAGUUAUGCAGGGGGCAUAAACUUUUGGGGAGGCACCAAGGAGGAUAACAAUUUCGGUGCACCAUCAUUUGAUGAUAAGAAGCUGGAGGUUGUGGCCGUGUUCGGCAGCAUGCAGAUGGCCAUGUCUCGCGUCAUUAACCUACAACAUCAUCGCAUCACGCAGUGUCGGCAGGUAAAAAUCACUAUUAAAGGAGAUGAGGGCGUUCCAGUGCAGGUGGACGGAGAGGCCUGGAUCCAACCACCUGGCAUUGUCCAGAUCAUCCACAAGAAUCGUGCACAGAUGCUUACCAGAGAUCGGGCUUUUGAGAGCACGCUGAAGUCGUGGGAGGAUAAGAGGAAGUAUGACAGCUGCCGCUCUGCUCGGCCACGUCUCAAUUCGCAGCAGUCCAUGGAAUACCUGACCGAGGAGGAGUGUGCACAGGUGCAGCAACUCGGCCUGGUGGCUGACUCACUCAUUAACAGGAUACGGGAUGUGGCUAAGACCCAUAAGGUGGUGGAACAGGAGUUGGCUCACGCAGUAAAUGCCUGUGCUGCUGUCCUCACUGAGGCCUUUCCCUCUAAACCCUCCAGCCCAGAGCAGUGUCUGAGUCGCAGCACCGCUGUGGAGAUUGUCAACAGCAGUAAAGUGCUGCAGCAGGAGACUAAAAUGCUGUUAGAAGGGAAACUGCUGCAGUUGGAGGCUCCUCAGGAGGAAGAGCUGCUUUCCACGCUCAACUCUCUCAGUGCUGAGUUAAUCAAACUGGAGGACAUCCACUGGAUCUGUCCCAGCAUGCAUUGCUCCGAGGAGGACUCAUCCCGCACGAGUGCUAAGAGCAGCAGCAUGAAGCUGAAGAUCAUACCCAAAGUAAAGAAGGAGAGAGAGAAGCUGCAUAAGCAGCGCUCCAACAGCUCUCUCUCAGCGGAGAGAUGGGGUGCGGAGGAGGUGGGCACGUGGCUGGAUUCGUUGGGGUUAGGGGAGUACAGGGAGAGGUUUGUGGCCCGGGACAUCCAGGGCUGGCAGCUGGCUCAGCUCCAGAGACAAGACCUGAAGGAUCUUGGGAUAUCAAAGGUGGGUCAUGUGAAACGGAUCCUGCAGGCAAUUGAAGAGCUGGAGGGUCUGCUGUAGUGGACACACCGCGCCACAGGAAGCUGCCUUUCACCGAGGAAUGGGUGUUCGGAGCUAACUAUCACACACUUCAUGUGUGUGAGCGGCUGUGAGAGGCAUGGCAUCGCACUGCACUGCAUCGACGUUCCAGUUACGUUCUCUGUCUGUCCUCUGCCUGCUGGUGCCCUUGGUGAUCAAUAGACACUGGGAGUACAGGACAGUACCCAGAAUCCUUUUCUGCAUUCUUUAUUUGUUUCUAUGACCCGUAUGAUUUCCUAUGCUCUUCUUCUCACGGAUGAGACAGACCUUCCUUCCUUCUUUUAAUGAUUUCCUUCCUUUUUUUCCUCUUUUUUUGGUCUGCUUUUAAAGCCAAGCGAUGCAAACUGGUAUUUCCAGAAAACUCUCCUUUUGAGUCAUCUGAACAACAUUAAAUGAACAAAUUUUAAAAUGCAAAAAAAAAAAAAGCAUCUGAAAUGUAUUGUGGAUUUGUAUUAGCAGUCAAAAUGCAAUGUAAGAACUGCAUUCUGUCUGAUUCAGUCUCUAUGUAUUUAAAGACAGUUGGUGUUUCUGCAUGCCUUUUGCGUCCACGAUCCUCGAGCAGAAAAACAAAAGCUGUUAGAUUUCUUUUUUUUAAUUGAAUAGUCAGCCAAAUAGUGCUAUUGUGCCGCUCGUGUGCCAGGUGAGCUGUUGUUCUGCAAGCUAUAGUGAUGUAAAUUUGUGCCAAGUUCCUCAACAAAUCGCAGUGGUUACAGUGAGCUAUUUUUUUUUCUUUUUUUCCUCCUUUUGAAAAAAUCAUGUGGGGAAAAAAACAUGAACGUCGUACAUUUCAGAAAGUGUUUUAUCUCAUUGCCUUGCACUUUAGUGAGGAAAACGGUCUUUAAAAAGCAAACUUGAAAGUGAUGUGUUGUAAAAAUAUCCUCAGCUGUUUUUCAUAUGAUGAAAAGUGUAUCCCUAUUUAUUGCAAACCUAUUAAGAGAUGUGUGAUAAAUAAUAUAUUGUCAAACUAUGAUUGUUAAACCCAUGUGUCUGUUGUCAGAGUUAGCUUUCGUAAUCGUGCAUAAGAAUGACACAUAUCUACAUUACAUAAUCUGUGUAAUGGAAAUCAAUUCCCACAAUUAUUAAUAAUUAAGGCUUGAACUCUGACCUACAAGCUUCACCUAAUGAAGCAGGAGAGAGGCCUCGAUGACUGCAGAAUAAGUGAGCCAGUUUAAGAGUUACACAUAACUGAGAGGAAAAGGGAUGCAUAGUAAAGGAAUUAUACUCUCUCCUUGAUCAGUGUGAGCCAAAGUGGAACAGUAUUUCAGUGCAGUGUUUUCAAAAGCUGGACUGUAAGAUUUGCACGUGUAUGCACAUGUUCUCCAGGAAAUGAUUCUCUCUGUCUGUUAUACGGUCGUGAUCAAAGUCCAGUGUCCCUUUUUUGUCUCCUCAAAGUGUCAAACUACUGACUGAGUGUUAUCAGGGAUGAGGGAGAAGCCUGUGGGUGUGGAAGCCACACAAAACCUUUGAUUUCAGUUUUACUUUGAAAAGAAAAAGGGGCUAAAAAAGACUACUCAGCUUUUUUGGUUAUUCAUAAUACAGCAUUGAUGAGACUACUGCUUACUGUUUAUUGUUUACUCUUGAAGUAUGUAAUUUAACUUUUGGAAUUAUUUAAUAUGUUUUUUUUAUGCCAUAUGAGUUGCAGUUUACCUUCCAUGGCUCUGAGUUUGUCUGUUGGCUGCUAUCGCCUCUGAUCCAGGAUUGUUGCUGUUUAUUUGAAGCAAAAAUAAAGUUUGCCCAUCGCUGUU
Molecule: messenger RNA, 5441 nt
Organism: Pangasianodon hypophthalmus (striped catfish)
Lineage: Eukaryota; Metazoa; Chordata; Actinopteri; Siluriformes; Pangasiidae
Product: diacylglycerol kinase delta
Exons: 30
Coding region: 16-3678 (1220 amino acids)
Biological process (GO): diacylglycerol metabolic process; lipid phosphorylation; intracellular signal transduction
Molecular function (GO): protein binding; ATP-dependent diacylglycerol kinase activity
Source: RefSeq, a predicted model, not a curated record